GUAUUCAUCAUAGUGUUCUGAUGUAGUUUGCUGAAUGUAUUAUUGUGUAAAGCUGUAUACUUACAUUUCCUUUAAGAGGACAUUUUGCUUUAAGAGUAUUUGAUAUUAAAGGGAAUGAAAACCUGGCUAAAGAUUUUAUGUCUUUCAGUUUUUAGCAGUGUGUUGAUGAAGUCUGGAAACAUUUGGGUUGGAACAGAGGGUGAAGAGGUGUAUAUCAGAUGUCAAUAUCCAGACAAACACAAAUAUACACCAAAGUACUUUUGCCGUGAUCCCUGUACGUCCUCUAAUGUUUUGAUUAAAACUGAUCGGAUUGAUCAGGUAGUCUCAGAUGGAAGAUAUUAUGCCAUGAACACUGUGAGUGCAAACUCAUUUGAUGUUUCCAUCAGAAAACUCAAUCGUAAAGACGCCGGAGUUUAUUACUGUGGACUUGAUCAAUGGUUCAGGGACACACUGAUUAAAGUCGAGCUGUCUGUCCGUCCAGCUCCUGCGAACCCUCCUCUUACCACAUUGACUCCUGUGUUCAGCUCUACAAAAUCCAAUGAACACACACAAACCGUAUCUACAUGGACAACAACACACGAAUAUGCAGCUCAUAAUUCUCACACAAAUGAACGGUUAUUACCAACAGUCCAGUCAACAGGCUCCACAGAUCUGAUUAAAAGCUCCGUGAACGUGAUUGUGGUUUGCGCAGUUGUUUUGGUACUGCUGGUGUUCUGGAGUCUUGUGGCUUUAGUGUUUCUAUACAGACGAAGAUCAAUCAGAUCUUUGAAAACUCCCACCCCUGAAAAUUCAGCUCAAGAUCAACCAGAUCUCAACCAGAUAUGUGUUUAUCAACUCUAUGAAGAAAUUAUGACAGACUAUAGCUUAGAUGGUCCACCUAAAGAAGACGAUUCCUCUCCUAUAUAUACCAGUGUGCAACACAGUGAUCCUGCACCCCAGAAUGACCUGAACCCUGUUUAUUCACUCAUCACUCAGCACUGACAGUCUCAAUCUCUCUGAAAAGUCACUCUUGAAACCAUGUUGAUGUGAAAUACAUAUUUACCA
Molecule: messenger RNA, 1044 nt
Organism: Xyrauchen texanus (razorback sucker)
Lineage: Eukaryota; Metazoa; Chordata; Actinopteri; Cypriniformes; Catostomidae
Product: CMRF35-like molecule 1
Exons: 7
Coding region: 115-981 (288 amino acids)
Source: RefSeq, a predicted model, not a curated record